UUUUUUUUUUUUUUUUUAUUUUUUUAAAAUAACUAUUUUCCCAUUUAUGUCUUGCAAAUGUCACCUUUAGGACUCAUUACAGCUAAUAUUUGAUCAUCAGAUUUCUUUUUCUUUUUCUUUGAUAAUAUAUAGGAAAAAUCGAGUCGAUUCUAUGAGCCGUUGCCCGAGAAUUGUCAUAAUCGUGUAAAAAUGAAGUUUAUGAAACUUGGGACUCGACUCGACACUUUCUACACAGAGGAAGCCAUUAGGACGGUAUUAUCAGAUGUGCCAAGCGAUCUCACAAUCCGGAUAAACGGGACGACUUACCUUCUCCAUCAGCCGCAGUACGCCCUUCUCCCGAAGUGCGGCCUGUUGCAACGUCUCGUCUCCUCAGCAGAAGAUUCUAGAAGCUUCGUCGUGGACCUACACGACAUCCCGGGAGGGGAUGAGGCAUUCGAGCUAUGCGCCAAGUUUUGCUACGGGAUCACAAUCGAACUAAGCGCCAACAAUUUUGUCCCGGCAUUUUGUGCCGCAAGGUUCCUAAGGAUGACCGAGUCUUCCGAUAAUGGAAACUUUGUGAAGAAGCUCGAGACAUUUUUCUCGUCGUGCAUUCUCGAGGGAUGGAAGGACUCGGUGGUCGCGCUUUGGAACACGGAGGGUGCAUACGAGUGGUGUGAGAAUCUUGGUGUCGUGAGAAAGUGCAUAGAGUCGAUCGUCGACAAGAUCUCGACGCCUCUGGCAAAGGUCACUUGGUCCUACACCUAUACCCGUCCAGGCCACGAGGCCCGCCGCCGCUCGUCCGCCCCCAAAGACUGGUGGACCGAAGACAUUUCCCUCCUCGGGCCCGACACUUUCGAGCGCGUAAUUACCACUCUAACCUCCUCAAACACAAUACUCCCACAGCUCGCCGGCGAAGCCCUACACGUCUACGCGUGCCGCCAUCUCCUCGGGCCCGAAAACGAAAACCCCUCGACUUCUCAUACCGACCCGACCAAAAUGAAUAAGAAGAAGAAAAUCCUCGAAAUGACCGUGAAUUUGAUCCCGGCCGAGAAAGGUUCCGUCUCGAUUAAGUUCCUCAUGAGGCUAUUGGGCCUGUCGAGGUCCAACAACGGGCCCAAAUCCCGCGCGGCCCAAGAAGAGCUCGUGCGGCUCUCGGCCCGCCAGCUGGACGAGGCGGGCCCGGACGACUUUCUUCUCGCGGGCCCGGAUACCGAGAUGGUGGUCUCGGUUUUGCGGGCCUACAUGAGGCGGUGGAGGAAACGGGCGGCGGCCGCGGGAGGAGGUGCCGAACGGGAGGCGUUGUUUGGUUCGGUUCGUGGGGUCGGGAAAACGGUCGAUCGGUACUUGCAAUGUGUUGCGGGGGAUAAGGAGUUGCCGGUCGAGAAGGUGGUUCGAGUGAUCGAGAGCUUGCCGGGGCCUGCAAGGCCGGGCCACGACGAGCUCUACAAGGCCAUUGAUAUCUAUCUAAAGGAGCACCCAGACUUGAGCAAGACGGACAAGAGACGGUUGUGCGGGAUGCUCGACUGCCGGAAGCUCUCGCCAGAGGCGCGGGCCCAUGCAGUGAGAAACGAGCGCCUACCUCUUCGGACGGUGGUUCAAAUCCUCUUCUCCGAGCACGAGAAAGGCACGAGCAAUAAGAAACGCGCAUCCCGAGAGCCAACUGACAAGCUGCGGCGAAAAGCAUCGGCUGCCGCGGAUGAUCUUAGCAAGCUGCAUUUAAGCUCGGAAAAUAAUCGGGCCACGAGGGGCGAAAAUGGAACUUCGGAACCCGGGACCAGCGGAGGGGGGGCGAAAAGCCGAAUAAAGGAAGUUGGGGGACCAGAAAUUGAGUUGAGAGGUGAGAGUAGUAAAGCUUAUCAUCAAGGGAAGAGGUUUAAUGAGAAGGCACACAACAAAAGGUAAGACAUGAAAAAAGAUAUCAAGCAAAGCUGCCAACAAAAGAGAUUGUGUACACAUGAAACUUAAUUAUAUAUAUUUGUUUGUGAAGUUCUUAGGUUCAAUUGUUGUUUUAAAUUUUAAUUAGGAGUUUGAUUAAUUGUGCAGUACAUAUCUAUAUUUUUUCCCUACAUGAUCAAAGAUGUAAUAAACAUGUAUUUAUUAGCACCAGACUACAAAUUACAUGAGUUUCAUACACAUGAAAUUGAUUAUUGUGAUAAAAAAAAAA
Striga asiatica is the source of this 2143-nucleotide messenger RNA. Lineage: Eukaryota; Viridiplantae; Streptophyta; Magnoliopsida; Lamiales; Orobanchaceae. The record is from the annotation of a GenBank genome assembly.